CACCUAUUCGAAUUAUGUGACCUACUUCGAUCCUAUCAACCUACUGUAGGUCGUUGGUUUUUGUAUUAUAAUAGUUACUUAUGUAAAAGAUUUAUAGCAAUUGUGAUAAAUCACCAUAAGGUUGAAGUGAAUUCUAUCGGUUAAAAUGGUGACUGCUUAUUACAUGAUGAAAAUGGCCAAGAACAAUACAAACCCUUCAAUUUGCAACUACUAUAAUGAUUUACCGAAUUUAAAAAAAAUCGAUAACUUGCAGACAAGAUGCCGUAUAUGUUUGAAAACUGGGACUUUAUCUAUAUUCGACGAUGAAACUUACAAGAUUUCUGAAGUAUUGCAAUGUUUUACAGACAUAAAAAUUAGGCGAGACGACAAUAUGCCGAAACUACUUUGUGAGACAUGUUACGAUUUCACUAAGGCCGCAUUAUUGUUCAGAAGAACCGCAAAGCGAUCUGAUGAAAUAUUUCAGAAGUUAGUAAAGAAUGAGAAUGUUUCUUAUUCCCACAAUUCUGACCAUGACUGUGAAGAUUCCAGCAACAGUUUUGAACCUAAAGUACCAGAGUAUUGUCAAAAAAAUGAGAGCAAUUUAAAAAUUGAACAGAAAAAAGAGAAACCUGUAAAAGUGACAUGCCAUAUUUGUAGUAAAGUUAUAAAUAGGUCGUACUACAAAGAACAUAUCACUAUGCAUGAUCCAAAUCAUAAGCAAUAUGUUUGUGAUGUGUGCGGCAAGUCAUUUCGCUUGAGAUGUGCAUAUCACAACCACAGCCUUAGGCACAGCGAGGACUUCCCAUUCAAAUGCAACUUCUGCCCAUAUAAAGGGAGAUAUAAAGAGUUAUUGAAAACACACAUGAAAACUCACACUGGUGACUAUAGAUAUAUGUGUACAGAAUGUCCAGCAAGGUUUUUAUUUAAAAGCAAUUUAAAUAGCCACAUGUUAAAGCACAAAGAACCACAGUUUAAAUGUGAUUCUUGUAAAAGGGCAUUCCAUACAAAGUUACUGUUACAACGGCAUUUCGAAGCUGAUCAUUUGGGUAUUAAGAAUCAUGUGUGCAAUGCUUGUGGGAAGGCUUUCGGUUAUAGAAACGCUAUGAUGAAACAUCAGAGACAUGUUCAUAAAAGAGAGAAAUUCUUAUUCGGCCGGAUGCCGGCUUAUUUAGAAGCUGAGAAUAAAAAAGUGGACUCAUAGAUUAAAUGCAGUGUUAAAAGUUUAUUAUGCUUGCUUUUGUUAAAUAUGCUGAAGUUGUUAAUUUAUUGCAAUAGCGAAUUAAUAACUAUUCUGGGAUUUUCCAUGUUAUAAAUAGGUUAAGAUUUAAAGUUUAAAAUGUGAUUAGUCUCAGU
Messenger RNA from Plodia interpunctella (Indianmeal moth), 1332 nucleotides. RefSeq names its product zinc finger protein 626-like. Gene Ontology annotation, molecular function: DNA-binding transcription factor activity, RNA polymerase II-specific; zinc ion binding; RNA polymerase II cis-regulatory region sequence-specific DNA binding. Gene Ontology annotation, cellular component: nucleus. Lineage: Eukaryota; Metazoa; Arthropoda; Insecta; Lepidoptera; Pyralidae. The transcript has a single exon. Bases 146 to 1180 code for a protein of 344 amino acids. The record is from RefSeq and is a predicted model, not a curated record. Gene Ontology annotation, biological process: regulation of DNA-templated transcription.